Molecule: messenger RNA, 4352 nt
Organism: Gasterosteus aculeatus aculeatus (three-spined stickleback)
Lineage: Eukaryota; Metazoa; Chordata; Actinopteri; Perciformes; Gasterosteidae
Gene: adamts1
Product: ADAM metallopeptidase with thrombospondin type 1 motif, 1
Biological process (GO): proteolysis; extracellular matrix organization
Cellular component (GO): extracellular matrix
Molecular function (GO): metalloendopeptidase activity; zinc ion binding
Source: RefSeq, a predicted model, not a curated record
UUCUGACUGCAAGGCAAGAGCAGAGAACAGACUAAACGGGUCAGCAGAGGAAAAGCCUGCCCCGAAUUCAAAUAGAGCAGAAUCGAGACAUCUGCUGAGCUUUGGAGAGAGAGAAGAAACCUGUUGGAUUUACCACCGAGAUCGAACUUUUGUUUGAAUUUAUUGAAAUAGUUUUUUUUUUCAAUAAAUCAGAACUGCACAUAACUUUAAACAAGUUUUCCACUGGAUUUGAUCCUUUUUUAGAUUUAUAUGCGUCUGCGUAAUUUUGUGGACAGAUUUGUGGCUCAGAUGCUCGCGGUUUGUAACUUGUAGUGGAAAAUCUUUUAAAGGAUUUAAUUUAAGAGACUUUAUCAAUUUGUCUUUCCACUUGUCGGAUUUCACAGUUGCAUGAUGAAGUUUUUACAACUUUCCAUUGGUUUAAUCGCCACUCUGUGCGUCGGCGUGGCGCAUAGCGUGUGGGAGGAGAGCACCGUAGUGCCGGUCAGACUAGACCCGACGGCUCGGUCUGACAGCAAAACCGAACCGUGGCGGACUCUCUCUGCGGAGGAGAAAGAGAAGGAGGCGGAGAUGAGGGAGUACCGAUUGGACGUAUUUGGCAAGGAGCUGGUCUUGCAGCUAGAGCCCGACCAGACUUUCUUGGCGCCCGGUUUUGUCUUCCACAUCGUGGGGAGCCCUGAUACCGACCCGACACAGGAACCCAAGAGCGGAGCCGAGCCGGGUUGCUUCUUUUCUGGUACUGUUAACGGAGAGGAACACUCGGCCGCUGCACUUAACCUGUGCCACGGACUUCGGGGCGGAUUCUAUUUUCAGGGGGCAGAGUAUUUUAUUCAGCCCCAGAACUCGAUUAACUUCACGGGCACCGAGAAGGAUGUCCACGUGAUCCGCCGGAGAGAUCGGGCUGUUUUGGCAGAGGAGGGGAGCUCCAAGUGUGGGGUCAACGAGGACGAGGAGAAGGUGCCAAAGAAUCUGGAGAAAGAAGACCAGCACGGCGCCGCUAACGCAGACCAGACAGAACACCACAGAACCCGGCGCUUUGUUUCCACCCCUCGCUACAUGGAGAUCAUGCUAGUGGCCGACCAGUCCAUGGCUGAAUUCCAUGGCGCCGGGCUCAAGCCCUACCUUCUGACCAUCAUGGCGGUGGCGUCCCGCCUCUACCGCCACCCUAGCAUCCACAACUCCAUCAGCCUGGCGGUGGUGAAGCUGCUGGUGGUGUACGAGGAGGAGCGAGGCCCUCAGGUGUCUUCAAACGCUGCCAUGACCCUCCGCAACUUCUGCCAGUGGCAGCGGCAGCACAACCCACCCAGCGACCGCCAUCCUGAGCAUUAUGACACCGCUGUGCUCUUCACCAGGACGGACUUGUGCGGAGCCCACUCUUGCGACACUCUAGGAAUGGCAGAUGUUGGCACGGUGUGCGACCCGGAACGAAGCUGCUCAAUCAUCGAGGACGAUGGGCUUCAAGCGGCAUUCACCGUGGCACAUGAACUGGGCCACGUCUUCAACAUGCCUCACGACGACGCCCAGCUGUGCUCCGGAGUAAACGGGGCCCACUGGGGCUCCCACAUGAUGGCCUCUACCCUGUCCGACCUGGACCAGCAGCAGCCGUGGUCCCCCUGCUCCGCCCUCAUGAUCACCACCUUCCUGGACAACGGCCACGGCCAAUGCCUGCUGGACAAACCGGUCAAACCUCAGGCGCUCCCACAGCCGCUGCCCGGGACGGUGUACGACGCCGACCACCAGUGUCGGCUCACUUUCGGCGAUGACUCCCAGCACUGCACAGACCUGAGCACCGUGUGCGCGGCUCUGUGGUGCACCGUGACCACAUCUAACAAUUUGCUGGUGUGCCAAACGAAGAACUUCCCCUGGGCCGACGGAACAACAUGCGGGCACGACAGCUACUGCCUGGCCGGACACUGUCUCAGUAAGAGCCAAGCCGCCAAACACCAGACUCCUGUCAAUGGUGGCUGGGGAGUGUGGGGUCCCUGGGGCGACUGCUCUCGAACCUGCGGUGGAGGGGUGCAGUAUUCCUUUCGUUCCUGCGAAAACCCGUUGCCCAAAAACGGGGGCAAGUACUGCGAAGGCAAGAGGAUCCAGUACCGCUCAUGUAGCACGGACACCUGCCCCGAGACCAACGGCCUGUCAUUCCGCGAGGAACAGUGCCUGGCCCACAACGACAUGACAGCCCAAGUGUCACUGGGUUCAGGCGAAGGUGUUGAGUGGGUGCCCAAGUAUGCUGGAGUUUCACCCAAAGACCGCUGCAAGCUGGUGUGCCGGGCCAAGGGCACUGGGUACUUCUUUGUACUAAAAUCCAAGGUGGCUGACGGCACGCCCUGCAGCCCAGACUCCACCUCCGUCUGUGUUCAAGGCCAGUGUGUCAAGGCGGGAUGCGAUCGCGUCAUCGGCUCCAGCCGGCGCUUUGAUAAGUGCGCCGUGUGUGGAGGAGACGGAUCUACCUGCAAGAAAGUGUCUGGCUCUCUGGAGCGUGCCAGGCCCGGCUACCAGGACGUCGUCACCAUCCCUGCUGGUGCCACCCACCUGGACGUCAAGCAGCGCACCCCAGGCAAUGGUCGUCAGGACAAUAGCUACCUGGCGGUGCGCCGCCAGGACGGGACCUAUUUAUUGAAUGGCGAUUACAAGCUGAUGACCAUGGAGACCGACAUUGCCUUGCGAGGGGCCAUGUUGCGUUACAGCGGCUCCUCCGCCACCCUGGAGCGCAUCCGGAGCUUCGCCCCGCUCCCCGAGCCCAUCACCAUCCAGGUGCUGUCCGUUGGGGAAGCCCCGAGGCCCCGGGUUAAGUACAGCUAUUUCGCCCCGAGACCCAGCAAUGCCGCGUCCGUCUCCAACAACAAUGGAGGCCGCCGCCAUUCCAUCAAUGCCAUCCGUGAGGUGGGCGUAGCCGAGUGGACCCUGAGGGAGUGGGGUCUGUGCUCCCAGACCUGUGGCGGAGGUACGCAGCAGAGAGAGGUGGUUUGCCUGGAUCCCCAGGGACGCCUGUCCAGAGACUGCCCGGAGGAGCUGCGUCCCUUGGCCUCCCGGUCCUGCGCCACCCAGUCCUGUCCCUACUGGCUUCUCGGAGAAUGGUCAGCGUGCUCCAAGAACUGCGGCCGAGGAUUCCGCAAGCGCCAACUGCGCUGCAUCGGCCACGACGGGCGCACGCUGACCCACGAGAGCUGUGACCCUAAAGACCGGCCGAAACCCCUUCUGGAACUGUGCAACCAGACUGCCUGUUAAGGAGCCUCCUUUCAUACGCCCAGCUUUCAAAAAGACUACAGGUACAAACCUGACCGCCAUCGCCUCGCAAAAGAGGCGAGGAAAGAGUGUUUACAUCCGAAGCAAGAGUGGCUUUCAUGGGUUCCAGGUAGUCCAACAGUCCCACUGCGGGCCCACAACAACAACUGUGUCAAUUGAGGCCAAUUAGUAUCCAUUCCCCCCAUCCAGAUUGGGGCCAGACGUUGGUCCACAGGGGCCCUGCCUCCUAAUCGAAGCGAUAAAGAUCGAUUACAGCUCGCCGGCUGUCUGGCACCAGCGCAUCAGUGGCACAUUAUGCCUCCCUUUAGGGGGAAAGAGAGAAAGCAUGGGUAUUCCUGAUUUCCUAAAGGAGCAUGCUGCUUACCGUGCCAAUGUCACAUGUAUGUGUGUGUGUGUGUGUGUGCGUGCAUGAGUGAGUAUGAGACAGCGUGAGUAUGUGUGUGUGUGUGUGUGUCAUAUUAUUAAUUGCUUGUAUGUGAUGUUUGUCCAAGCUGGACUGGACAGACACAUAAGGGGUUGGGAUGGAGAAUGUCAUUGCAGAUUAUAUAUAGAAACAAAUGAAAGAGAUUAGCUCAUAUUCUACUUACUCUACCCAUCAGGUAUGGAAAAUAAGAUAAUAGUCAUAGUGUUUAUGUUCAAGACAGUUUAUUUAUCACAAGCCUGUAGCACUUCAUCUUUGUUUUUGCCAGCGGCACAUUGUAACAUCCAGUCAGCCAUAUCUUGCCCUUGUCUACACAGUCUUCAAUGAGGGAGCUCUUCAAAGACCAAAGAGGAGUGUGUGUGUGUGUGUGUGUGUGUGUGUGCGAUUGGGUGUGAAGACCUAAAGAGAGACUUGUCUCCUGCUACUACUUCAUAAGUAAGUCUCUCCUGCCUUCUGCGAAGGUACCUCGGUUUUCUUUCUAGUCUUUUCCUUUUGUACAGAAUAUCCAAACUAUUUAUUUUUGUACAGCCUGUUAAAUAUAAUCAUGUGGCUUUUUUAAUUUUAUUUUUUAUUCGUUAUUGAGAUCACAGAAGGGAGUAGAAUAUAUAGAGUAUUUAUAGUGUUUUUCAUAUAUAUAUAUAUAUGGUCCUAGGUUCAUGAAUAAAGUAUCACAUUGUCUUCUGAA